AGAGACGUUCGAGAGUUGAUGGCAUGAGCAUGUGCCUCUCUUUUGCUUUUUCAUCCAUCAGUUCACCUCUUCCCAAAUGCCAGGUACACAUCUUGAUUGUCUGGCUGUGAUUCUGCAUCCUCAAGUCCAGGAAAGGAGUACUUAAAGUUUUCACUAAACUUAAAAUGUUUGUAAGACAGUGAAAGAUUUUUUUUGUGGAUUUUCCUGCAGAAUUUGGUGGAAAUUAUGUGAAAAUGUUUGAGUGAAAAUUUGUGGGAAAACAAUCUGUGCAAUUUGUUCCUCCUGAGGAGAAAUGGUUUAUUGGAAAAACAACCUGUGGUACUCAGUUCUUGUGUUUUCCCUCUUCCUCGUUCACAGCAUCAGCGUACCAACAAUCUUGGACAUGAGAAUCAUUCAGACAACAUGCAGAACCAUUCCGGGAUUCACCAAGGAACAAAUUGAACUCUGUCUUCGGGCGAAUGAUGUAACAAUGGCAGCUCUCGAUGGACUCGAAUUUGCUAUUCAAGAGUGUCAGAAUCAGUUUCGUUGGCAUCGAUGGAACUGCUCUUCGCUCAGCAACAAAAGUCGAAACCCAUAUGCUUCAAAUUUACUAAAAAGAGGAUACAGAGAAAGUGCUUUUGCGUAUGCAAUUGCAGCCGCUGGAGUAGCUCACAAUGUGGCUCGAGCUUGCAGUCAGGGAAAGCUACUUUCUUGCGGCUGUGACCCUUCAAUAAAUCGUCGUGGUCUUAGCAAGUACCUCCGGGAAUCCCUCAUUGAAGAUCCCUCUAGAAAUUCUCUAAACUCCGUUGAUUCCAUUGGAAGUGUUUCUCUGGACAAGCGAAAAUCCAGAUCCAGACUCGGUAGUCGCUGGAAAUGGGGAGGAUGCUCCCACAACAUGGACUUCGGGGCAGAAUUCUCUGAGCUCUUCCUGGAUGCCCGAGAGAGAGCUGGAGACAUCCAGUCGCAGAUAAAUCUGCACAACAAUCGCGUUGGGAGGCGAGCAGUGGCCAACAACAUGGUUAUCAGAUGUAAAUGCCACGGGAUGUCCGGAAGCUGUCAGUUGAAGACUUGCUGGAGAUCAGCACCGGAUUUUUCUGUGGUUGGAAAAUUUCUCAAGCAGCAAUUCAGGAGGGCAGUUCUGGUGGAUCAAUCGAAUAUUGGAAAUGGACCUCCAAUGGUUGUUGUUAGUCACAAGAACAAGAAGAGGAGGAAGAAUCGUCCACCGAGGAAGACUCAGGGGGAGAGAAUGAGUAAUGGGGGAAUGAGGAAGUUGGAGAAUUCUCUGUUUUACUACCAGAGAUCUCCGAAUUUCUGUGAAAAGGAUCCAACUUCGGACAUUCCUGGAACAUCCGGAAGGAGAUGCAACAGGACAAGUUCUGGGAGCGACGGCUGUGCUUCCUUGUGCUGCGGCAGAGGAUACAGCUUAAUGAGGGAGCAGAGAGUCGAAAGAUGCCACUGCAAGUUCCAUUGGUGCUGCUUUGUGGAAUGCCAACGCUGUGACGUCGAAGAGUGGAUCAGUGUCUGCAACUGACUCUGUCCAGGAACACAAAUCCAGCAGUAUUAAAUCCAUUUAGUCUUAAUUUAAAUUAAUUUAAAGAGUGAAAAAAAAGUGUUAGUACCCGUGUAAA
Phlebotomus papatasi is the source of this 1607-nucleotide messenger RNA. It is a transcript of the gene Wnt10, whose product is annotated as protein Wnt-10b. The record is from RefSeq and is a predicted model, not a curated record. Gene Ontology annotation, cellular component: extracellular region. Gene Ontology annotation, molecular function: cytokine activity; frizzled binding. The transcript has 6 exons. Gene Ontology annotation, biological process: canonical Wnt signaling pathway; multicellular organism development; neuron differentiation. The coding region runs from base 293 to 1510 and encodes 405 amino acids. NCBI's taxonomy places the organism in Eukaryota, Metazoa, Arthropoda, Insecta, Diptera, Psychodidae.